AUGGCCGACGACGCUGGUACUGCCGGAGAGGCUCCCAUUACCUUCAUCGUCAAGACCUCAACGGAUAAGAAAUACACGAUGACCCUUCCGCUGUCCACUCUGGUUUCAGACUUGAAGCAGAAACUCGAAACGGCCGAGCCAGACAAGUCUGACAAAUCUGAUGACUCCAAGAGCAUCCCGGCCGAUCGUCAACGUCUGAUUUACUCCGGCCGGAUCUUGAAGGAUAACGAGACUCUAGAAUCUUACAAGAUUAAGGAUGGACACACUAUUCACCUGGUUGGCAAUGCCAACAGCAACCAGCGUGCAAAUGCUGGAGCUACAUCUACGUCGGGGGCAGCCUCUGCUACGGGAACCCCGACUCCUCCUGCCGCUGCCGGUGUUCCUACAAACUUGGCCGCCGGUACAGGUAACAACCCCCUCGCGGGGCUGACUGGAGCUCGAUAUGCCGGGUUUGCCCAGCUUCCCGGGGCUGGUCUCUUUGGCCCUGAUGGUGGGAUGGGACCUCCUCCCGACAGUGAAACCAUGCUGAACAUGCUCGAAAACCCUCAAUUCCAGUCUACUCUCAACGAGGCCCUUCAGAACCCCGCGAUGAUCGACAUGAUGAUCCAACAGAACCCUAUGCUCCGCGAUAUUGGACCUGGGGCGCGCCAGAUUUUCCAAAGUCCCGAAUUCCGCCGUAUGCUGACGGAUCCCCAACAAAUUCGUCAGAUGAUGCAGAUGCAGCGGAUGAUGGGCGAUAUGGGAGGUGGUGGCGCCGGCGCCGGCGCCUUCCCCGCUCCCGGCGUGACGAACACAACCGCUGGCGAGAACCCACCCCAACAGCAAAAUCCCGCAGCCAAUCCGUUUGCGCAGAACCCUGCUGGAAACCCUUUCGCCGCUCUCUUCGGCGGCAACGCGAACCCAUUCGCCAACCCCCUCGCACAGCCAUCGGCCAAUACUGAUCCUGCGAACGCCCAGAAUCAGGGCGACCAGUCCACAGAUCGAGGCACUACUGGAGAAGGGCAGACUCCCGAGGCUGCUCAGAACCCGUUCGCCUCUUUGUUCAACCCGGCCAUGUUUGGUGGUGCCGGACUGGGUGGACAGGGCGGCGGCAUGAACCCGUUCAUGAACCGUGAUCCAGCCAUGAUGGCUCAGCUGCUUCAGGGGCUAGGAAACGGAAACGCAGAGGGUGGUGGUGCCGGCGCGAAUGCGUGGGCAAAUAUGCUUGGCCUUGGAGGUGCUGGCGCGUCACAACAGCCCCCUGACAACCGUCCCCCAGAGGAGCGUUAUGCCGAACAACUUCGUCAAUUGAACGACAUGGGCUUUUUUGAAUUUGAACGCAACAUUGAAGCAUUGCGACGAUCGGGUGGCAGUGUACAAGGGGCAAUUGAGCACCUCCUGAACACCUCGUCAUGA
Messenger RNA from Penicillium cosmopolitanum, 1395 nucleotides. Its product is annotated as ubiquitin domain-containing protein DSK2. The transcript is spliced from 2 exons. Gene Ontology annotation, cellular component: cytosol. Gene Ontology annotation, biological process: ubiquitin-dependent protein catabolic process. Lineage: Eukaryota; Fungi; Ascomycota; Eurotiomycetes; Eurotiales; Aspergillaceae. The record is from RefSeq and is a predicted model, not a curated record. Bases 1 to 1395 code for a protein of 464 amino acids. Gene Ontology annotation, molecular function: polyubiquitin modification-dependent protein binding.